CGUCAGUAUCUCAGUAGCUCACCCCGUCGUCCUGGGGCUCCACAUACAGCUCAUCACCGAUCCUGGACAGCGAGAGGAUGGCUUUGGCCAGAACUGGACGUGUGUAAGUUUAAAGGAACACUGGCAUGCUCCGGUGAUCCUCCCAUCACACUGACGGAAAUGGCUGCUGGAGAAGACGAGUGACAACUGAAACCGUGGACAUUUAAAUGAAACCGAGACCUUGAGGGGACACAAGACGACUGCUGCUGAAUCACUUGAGGAUCAUGGAGGAGUGGGACCAGUGUGAGAGCGAAACAUCUCGGAGAAGAGGCACAAGCAGCAAGGGAAAAUAAACUUUUCUUUCCUAACUGAGGGAGUGAUGUAUUAUAAGAAAUGGACCUGUGUUGAUAUUUGCUGUGAGGAACCGUUAAAAGAGUAAUGGAAAAAGAUUGGAACAUGAUAAAAGAAAGAAAUAACCAUCACAGGAAUCUUGACAAAAGAAGUUGGACACAGGGUUGACUUUUAUUUUUUCUACAGUUUCUUUUGUCAUGGUCUUCAGUUUCUUUUUAAUCAUGACAAUACAUAACACUGUGAGGAAUCUUAUUCAUUGAAUAUAAUGUUAACUUAUUGUUGACAUGUUUUUCUUUGACUUUUGGAUUUGAAUCGCAACAAUAUUUGUUCCUAGAUGUCUCACUCACAUACUCCCACAGACACUCAGGGCAUGCUGCAGUCCAUGCUGCAGAGACUGAGGCUCCAGCCAGGAAGAGAGGGUCAGCCCCUCCUGCACAGCCCCGGGUCCAUCACAGCUGCCUCUAACCGCCCUUUCAAUGGCUUUGAGUAUGGUACCAAUGGAAUCUCUGCUGGGGACGAAUUGGUCCUCAAAAGUGGGGAAAUACGACAAGCAAGUGCUGGCUGUGGAAUGGACAGGGGUCUUGUUUCCUUCCCCUCACAGAACAACAUUGUCGAUAAGGACACGGGUGAGAACAGGGUGUUGGGAGAGGCCACAUCACCUCGUGUCACCCCAGCAGGAACUGGGCAGUUGUUUCCUGCUAAAUCACUUAAAGGGGCUGAUAUAACUUCCUUUGAGGAGACUGAUAGGGAAAAGGGGACCUUUUGCAGUUCGGCUAUGACAGGGCAGGUCCCUGCUCUCACAAACUCAGGACAGAAUGCGAUCCAGGAUCUGGUAAAGGUUCAGGGUUUUGCACCUAAAGUCUACAUGUGGUCGUUGACGCCCACAGCGGCAAAUAUUGACACAGGAAGUCAAGAGAGUAAAGUGCUUCAUGUGGGAAAUGGAGAAUUUGGAGCUUCGGCGCAAAGUAAAGACAUUCAGUUUGUCGCAAGUGGCCAAACGACAAAGAACAGCAGCUCCCGACGAAAACAGCGGUCGACGGAGAGUAAGCCAAGGAGAUGGACGCAGAAGAUCAAGGAGAGAUGGAUGGACAGGCAGGGGAGUUCUGUCAAAAGGGAGAAAGAGGAUGGAGGGAGAGUUGACCAGAACAGUCAGCAGGGAACUGAGAUUUCCCCUCAGAAGCAGCCACUGCCGGCAGAACAUCUCAUCAUUACAUCACAUAAAGAGGAAGAGGGGACGCUGGUCUCAUUAGACGCCAGUGAAGCCCCUCCACCACAUACAGACGACCGCUGUCUCGAAGAGCGAUUCAGGCCUUCUAGUGACUCUGCGUUUGGCCUGGGCUCAUUCAGCCUCCUGGAGGAGAUUGUCACAGGUCAAGAGUGGGCCAGGUUCCUGAAGCCCAACCUGCCGGCUGCCUCAGCCAAUCAGAGACCAUCAGGGGAGCCGCCGAGCCAACUCAAACACCCCCCGGAUUUCAUCAUGGCACAGAUAUCACCUGAUAGAUAUUACCAACCUGUGAACAUGGAUGUUUCAGAGGGAAAACAGCAGCAGCACGUUUUAGUGGCUGAUCAGCCAGAACCAAUGGAGGAGUGGCUGCCUGGAGAGAGAGGGCGGGGGCAGCAGCCAAGACCUCAAUCAUUUGUUGAGCGUGCAGAUAUUCUGGACAACCCAUUACUGAAGAGAAUCCAGCUGAACAGAAAGAGACAGCAUCAUUCAGCUGCCAGGGACGCAAGGCUGGCAACUUAUGAAACAGCAUCUGCAUCUUCGCCGAGAGUGACCAGCAGCCAUGUGAUGGAUGAAUCUGCAGAGUCGCAGCAUGAUGUUCACAUGCCUUUAAACCCCCUGAAGUCUCCUCCCGCCCCUCUCCCCCCAUUCAAACCCGUCGCCCCUGCACCUCGGGGUGUCCUCAAACACUCCAUGUUCCUUGAUUCAGAGCCCUCGAUGGAAAUAGUGACAAAAAGGCGGCGAGUCGAGGAGAACCGCAGGGUUCGUUUUUCAGAGGAGGUGUUGACCAUAGACCCUCCGGAGCUGGAUUUGGAUGCUGAAGACUCGGAGGAUGAUUCUGGAGCAGAGGACGACUCUGUGAUCGAGCAGGAGUUUGAGGUGGAGCAGUUGGAGACGGAGAAGGCGGAAGCAGCAACAGCAGCAGCAGCAGUGGCAGCAGUGGCAGCAGUAGCAGCACGACGGUCUGUCCUCCCUGCCUGGAUACAGGCUCUAAAGAGGAGGAACACUGGGAGGAAGCACAGAUAGUAACAGACAGAGAAACUUUCUGAAACACAAGAGAGAUUUUUUUUGCUUUUCUGUUACUUGUUUUGUAAAAGAUAUUAUUUUGGGAGCUCAGAGGCCAUGGACAUUCACAGCAUAGGGCUAAAGUUACCAAAUAUACAAUUGAUCUGCCCUUCUACUGUGGUUGCGUAAACAAUCUGAUUGAAAGAUAAUGCCUCAAGCCAUUGCCUCCUCCAGCUAAUUCCUUUUUUACUCACAUUUAUCAAUUCUUCUGAAUUGGGACGAUGUGAAAAAAGUGACAUUAUGACAAUUAACAAACCCAUGGACACACACACACCUUUUUUUUAUGCCUGAGGAAACAUUUUUUCUCUAUCAACAGACAAGCUGCAGUGGACUUUAUGAUCCAGUGUAUUCUAUUAUUUAUCCAUUCGAUGCAUUAUAAUGAUUCAUUUAUUACAUUAAACUUUGUGGCUAACUGCUGUGAA
Platichthys flesus (European flounder) is the source of this 3039-nucleotide messenger RNA. RefSeq lists its product as uncharacterized. The record is from RefSeq and is a predicted model, not a curated record. The transcript has 7 exons. Bases 665 to 2578 code for a protein of 637 amino acids. Lineage: Eukaryota; Metazoa; Chordata; Actinopteri; Pleuronectiformes; Pleuronectidae.